AUGUCGCGAACAACAAUAUCUGCGGAGGACGUCAGCGACAAGGUCGUCUUUGCUGCCCCUGCAGGGGUUAAGACGAUUCACAAAACCACCUAUCCUACCAUUUCCGUUACUCGGCCUGAGCUGAGCCAGGCCGGCAAGACUAUCCUUGUCACCGGUGGCUCUGCUGGCAUCGGCCAAGGCAUUGUCAGGUCAUACGCCGAAGCUUAUGCUUCGCGAAUCAUCGUUACGGGCCGCCGCCGCGGCACUCUCGAAAAGUCCACUUCUGAGCUGGCUGCCGAGUUCCCUAAGACAGAGUUCAUAGCUCGUGUGAGCGACGUCAGCAGUCUCGAAGACACGGCUGCUCUGUGGUCUGGUCUCGCGGCUCAGGACAUCACCGUUGACGUCCUGGUAUUGAACGCCGCUGCGCUGGGCGGCCCUGGCGCUCUCAUCUCGUCCAGUCUCGACAGGGUUUGGGCCGAAUAUGUCACCAACGUGCGCUCGCAGCUCGACUUUGUCCAACGAUUCCGCGCCCAAAAGGGUUUCGAGGAAAAGAAGAAGUACCUCGUGUUCAUUACCACGGGCGUCAUCCACAGCCCGGGCAUGGACAAGGCGAUACCCUCAUACUACCUGACAAAGCAGGCGAGCCAUUCCCUCAUCCAGACGCUAGCCGACGCAAGUGAUCCUCAAGUACUUCAAAUCAACAUGGUGCACCCCGGCAUCAUCUACUCCGAGUCUGCUGCCAGGGCUGGCAUGGCCCUUGAUAGUCUUCCUUUUGACGACAUGAAGCUGCCGGCGGAUUACAGCGUGUGGGCGGCCACGCAGGAGGCGGCGUUCCUGCAUGGCAAGCUCGCCUGGGCCGCCUGGGAUGUGGAUGAGCUUCGCUCGGAAGAGUCGAAGAAGGCGUUUGAGAGCAACCCUCACCACCUCACCAUCCGCGUGGUUGGUGUCUAG
Messenger RNA from Verticillium dahliae VdLs.17, 930 nucleotides. RefSeq lists its product as uncharacterized. Bases 1 to 930 code for a protein of 309 amino acids. Gene Ontology annotation, molecular function: oxidoreductase activity. NCBI's taxonomy places the organism in Eukaryota, Fungi, Ascomycota, Sordariomycetes, Glomerellales, Plectosphaerellaceae. The record is from RefSeq and is a predicted model, not a curated record. Gene Ontology annotation, cellular component: cytosol. The transcript is spliced from 3 exons.